AUGGACCAAGAGUGCGAUGGCAAGGGAGCGAAAGCGAAAGGGACGGGCGUCACCUCUGAAGACGAUGGCGGAAGCCCAACGUCAAACACAAUCGGAGCUGGGUCCUCGCCAGGCUCGACACGUUAUUGGUGGUUUGUUGCAACCGAGCUCAAUCUUGUGGCUCUGGCUAACCGUCUGCUUGCUUUUUCCCAACAGCGCCUCCAGCCCCCAUAUGCAUGGCUGUUUUGGUUUCUCAAUGCCAGAGGCGAGUUUGUCGACUCGUCCCAACCUCCAUCGGGCUUCGUCGAAUAUAGUGUGAUGUGA
This is a messenger RNA of Colletotrichum lupini, 303 nucleotides long. RefSeq lists its product as uncharacterized. The transcript has 2 exons. The coding region runs from base 1 to 303 and encodes 100 amino acids. The record is from RefSeq and is a predicted model, not a curated record. Lineage: Eukaryota; Fungi; Ascomycota; Sordariomycetes; Glomerellales; Glomerellaceae.